AUGUCUGCAGCAACUGCGACUCCGAUACCUCAAGCCUCCCGAGGUCCUCGCCGUUCAGGGAGGAACCACCGGCCGUCAGACGUUCGUGACGGCGACAGCACAACAGCUUCCGCAGGUCCUCGGCGCAACCCCUCCCCCGCCAUGGGAAGUACAACAAAGAACAACAAAGGUCAACACCGCAAACCUCCACAAGGCAACAACAAGUCACAAAUAGAAGGGAAGUAUGGAAACAUUCAGCAGGAGAAGGUCAAGGCGAUGCCAACACCCGUGAAACCAGCCGCCUAUGCGGGAUCUGCUUUCCAACAAUCACCAGCCCCUUCAGCUCUUCCUCUUCCGAGCUUCUAUUCCAAAUCUCUACCUACCACGAGCUCCAUGCCACCACAACCUCCCAUCUCAGAAGACACCAGCUCCCACGACUCUUCGGUUACACCAGGCGAUGAAUCACCAAGCAAGCGAGAAUCAACUCCCUGUGACUUCCUCUUCGAAGCCGCCCGACAGGCAAGAGCCACUCCUCGGGGUGACAGCCCAGCCGCACGCUCCGGCAAUCUCUCUGUUACCAAUGGAAGUCCUGCUUCUCAUUCACCCGCGCCCCGAGAGGGAGAUCCCAUGUUUCCCUUCGAGCUGGAAGGCGGGAACCCGGGAGAAGAUGGACUGGCCUUCGCUACCCCUUACAAAGACCGCAUUGAGGCUCUACGGUCCACCAAGUCCACGUCUACAGGAGGCAGAAGCAUGGAUGAGAACGAGCGCAGGGCGAAAUCGGAGGCAUUGAAGAAGUUGCUUAUGAAAUCAAGCGGUCGAGAAAACGGCACCGAAAAUGAUUCCGUCACCGAUACUAAUCCUUUCAACGCCAGAGCCCCGUAUUCAGCGGGUGCUUCCCUUGCAUAUGGCCAGGCUCGUUCCAGCUCGAACCCCGGCACACCGGUCUACAUGCACGAGAAUUCCACGUAUCAUCAUUCUCCGCCGAAUUUCAAUCCCGUCGGGUAUCCAUUCCCUGCCGCGCAGAUGUAUACUCCAAAGCGAACGAACUCUUCCCGGCUUAGACACGUCUAUGGAGCACAGAGCGAGCCCGAGUACGCCGAGUUGUCGUCUGAUAGUGCAAUAACGCCACCGACGGCUUCCCGAAAACACAACUCCCGUCAACAAUCCCAAUAUAUUACAGGGCCAUCCACGAACCAGCCGCAGAUGCCGACUCAUCGAUCUAAGCCUAGUGCGCAACAACUUGAGGAUGAUUUGAGAAGGGUGCUGAAGCUGGACCUCACAUCUCGAGGAUGA
Molecule: messenger RNA, 1272 nt
Organism: Fonsecaea erecta
Lineage: Eukaryota; Fungi; Ascomycota; Eurotiomycetes; Chaetothyriales; Herpotrichiellaceae
Exons: 1
Coding region: 1-1272 (423 amino acids)
Source: RefSeq, a predicted model, not a curated record